Messenger RNA from Microtus oregoni (creeping vole), 5163 nucleotides. RefSeq names its product solute carrier family 9 member A3 (gene Slc9a3). Gene Ontology annotation, molecular function: sodium:proton antiporter activity. Lineage: Eukaryota; Metazoa; Chordata; Mammalia; Rodentia; Cricetidae. The coding region runs from base 107 to 2602 and encodes 831 amino acids. The record is from RefSeq and is a predicted model, not a curated record. Gene Ontology annotation, cellular component: apical plasma membrane; brush border membrane. Gene Ontology annotation, biological process: proton transmembrane transport; regulation of pH; sodium ion transport. The transcript has 17 exons.
GGGGGACCUGACUGUUGCCAGCUCCCGGAUCGCGCUGAGCGCCGGGACAGAGAACGCAGGGACUCACCACGGUAUGCGUGUUGGCUCCCAAAGCUGAGCAGCCGCAAUGUGGCAUCCGGCUCUGGAACCAGGCUGGAAGCCGCUGCUGGCGCUGGUGCUGGCGCUGACCAGCCUGCGAGGGGCGACAGCCUCUGAGGCGGAACCCAGCGCAGAUGAGAGCUUCCAGGUGGUCACCUUCAAAUGGCACCACGUCCAGGAUCCAUACAUCAUCGCACUUUGGAUCCUAGUGGCUAGUUUGGCCAAAAUCGUCUUUCACCUGUCCCACAAGGUCACCAGUAUCGUCCCUGAGAGUGCUCUGCUCAUCGUUCUGGGCCUGGUGCUGGGCGGCAUCGUCUGGGCAGCUGACCACAUUGCGUCCUUCACACUCACACCCACGCUCUUCUUCUUCUACCUGCUGCCCCCCAUCGUAUUGGAUGCUGGAUACUUCAUGCCCAAUCGACUCUUCUUUGGUAACCUGGGCACCAUUCUGCUAUAUGCUGUUAUUGGCACUAUAUGGAAUGCAGCCACCACAGGACUGUCCCUCUAUGGUGUUUACCUCAGUGGCAUCAUGGGUGACCUGAAGAUUGGACUCCUGGAUUUCCUGCUUUUUGGUAGCCUCAUUGCUGCUGUGGACCCUGUGGCUGUGCUGGCUGUGUUUGAGGAAGUCCACGUCAAUGAAGUUCUUUUCAUCAUUGUUUUCGGAGAGUCACUGCUGAAUGAUGCAGUGACUGUGGUCUUGUACAAUGUUUUUGAGUCUUUUGUGACACUGGGUGGUGACAAGGUGACUGGCGUGGAGUGUGUGAAAGGAAUAGUGUCCUUCUUCGUGGUGAGCCUAGGGGGGACUCUGGUGGGUGUUAUUUUCGCCUUCCUGCUGUCCCUGGUGACUCGCUUCACCAAGCAUGUGCGAAUCAUCGAGCCUGGCUUCGUCUUUGUCAUUUCCUACCUGUCCUAUCUGACCUCCGAGAUGCUGUCCUUGUCAGCCAUCCUGGCCAUCACCUUUUGUGGAAUCUGCUGCCAGAAGUACGUGAAGGCCAAUAUCUCAGAGCAGUCGGCCACCACUGUGCGCUACACCAUGAAGAUGCUGGCCAGUGGAGCAGAGACCAUUAUCUUCAUGUUCCUGGGCAUCUCAGCUGUGGACCCACUCAUUUGGACAUGGAACACGGCUUUUGUGUUGCUGACGCUGGUCUUCAUUUCUGUCUACCGAGCCAUUGGUGUUGUUCUGCAGACCUGGAUCCUGAAUCGUUACCGCAUGGUGCAGCUAGAGACCAUUGACCAGGUGGUCAUGUCCUAUGGUGGCCUGCGUGGGGCAGUGGCCUAUGCCUUGGUGGUACUUCUGGAUGAGACAAAAGUCAAGGAGAAAAAGCUGUUUGUCAGCACCACUCUCAUCGUGGUCUUCUUCACAGUCAUCUUUCAGGGCCUGACCAUUAAGCCCCUGGUGCAGUGGCUGAAGGUGAAGAGGAGUGAGCAGCACGAGCCGAAGCUCAACGAGAAGCUACACGGCCGGGCUUUUGACCACAUCCUCUCAGCCAUUGAGGACAUCUCAGGACAAAUUGGACACAAUUAUCUCAGAGAUAAGUGGUCCAAUUUUGAUAGGAAGUUCCUCAGCAAAGUCCUCAUGAGAAGAUCAGCUCAAAAAUCUCGAGAUCGGAUUCUGAAUGUUUUCCAUGAGCUGAAUUUGAAGGAUGCCAUUAGCUAUGUGGCUGAGGGAGAGCGCCGUGGGUCCCUGGCCUUCAUCCGCUCCCCGAGUAUGGACAAUAUGGUCAACGUGGACUUCAGCACACCCCGCCCAUCUACUGUGGAGGCAUCUGUCUCCUAUCUCUUGAGGGAGAAUGUCAGCGCUGUGUGCCUGGAUAUGCAAUCCUUGGAGCAGAGGCGGAGGAGCAUUCGUGAUACUGAGGACAUGGUCACUCACCACACACUGCAGCAGUACCUGUACAAGCCUCGACAGGAGUACAAGCAUCUCUAUAGCCGGCAUAAGCUAACACCCAACGAGGAUGAGAAACAGGACAAGGAAAUCUUUCACAGAACCAUGAAGAAGCGCAUGGAGUCCUUUAAGUCAGCUAAGCUAGGCAUCAACCAAAACAAGAAGGCAGCCAAGCUGUACAAGAGGGAGCGUGCACAGAAGCGGAGGAAUAGCAGCAUUCCUAAUGGGAAGCUGCCUACGGAGAACCUGGCACACAACUUCAUCAUCAAGGAGAAAGAUUUAGAACUUUCAGAGCCCGAGGAGACCACCAACUAUGAAGAGAUCACUGGGGGCAUUGAGUUUCUGGCCAAUGUCACCAAGGAUGUAACCUCUGAAUCUGGGGCAGGAAUUGAUAAUCCUGUGUUCUCCCCUGACGAGGACCUGGACCCAAGCAUCCUAUCCAGGGUGCCGCCCUGGCUGUCCCCUGGGGAGACCGUGGUGCCCUCUCAGAGGGCCCGUUUCCAGAUUCCCAACUCUCCCAGCAACUUCCGCCGUCUGACACCAUUCCGCCUCAGCAACAAAUCAGUGGAUUCCUUCCUGCUGGCCGAUGGCCCUGAGGACCAGCUCCAUCCCGCGUCCCCUGAGUCCACACACAUGUGACACAGGCUCUGACACACCGCUUACCGGAAGCUUGUAUUCGCAUUGGCCAUCUGCAGCUGCUCAGCAGCCCUUGCUCCCUUCACGGCUCGCUAGCCCACGUGCUCCGAGUCCCGUCCCACCUGAGCGCGUCUCGCCCGGUACUUUCGCCUCCAGUGAACCUGGGCCGGAGCCAGAGCACCGGGCCCUGCCCAGUGCGCAUGCUCGGUCUGCGGCCGCGCGCCGCGUUCACAGCCGGCGCUCCUUCCAGAGGCCUCGCCCUCGCCGCCGCCCAGCUCUCCUCAAGCUCGCCUCUCUUCCGGGCUCUACUGAACUGCCUCCACAAGCUCUGGAGCAAGAAGAGACGCCUUUGUGAUCGCUGCCUGGCCUGCGGCCAGCUCCAAGAAUCUCCUUCAGUGGCCCCUCCCCAACCAGCUAGGGUUUCUUAGGGUCCACUGCUCUCUGGGAGUCUUAUGCCUGGUCUGGCCCUAGGAAGAAUCUUUUCACCCUCCGGGCAUUCCCAGGAUAUACACUGCCUCCGCCGUUUUCUUGCCCUGGUUCAGUCCUUACUGCUCCGAGGUGCUGCGCCCCCAGUUCCCCAACACCCCCACACCCACAUACCAAGAGAGCACUUGUUAAGUAUUUACCACUCUUACUCAAAGAGGAGGAAGACCCCUGAGAGGCCUGUGGUGGACCUCUUAUCACUCUCUAGUACAAAGGUCUUACAAAUUAAUAUUUGUGGAAGUUGCACCGCCAAGCUCAGACGCAUCCUAAAAGGGCAGCAGGUUCCUGUGCAUUUCCAGGGAUACAUACCUCUGAGGCCCUUUAGACCCCCUUCCAAGAUCUCCAGACUGAAGAAAUAUUUGUUCCAAUUUUGGCUCCUCUAGCUCAAGGGACUUCCCAUGUUGGGUCCCUCCCAGCCUGGGCCUUGCCCACACAAACAAGGUGUCUUGCCUGAGCUGUCCCUAAGGUGGGAAUACUGCAGAUGGCCAGGCUGGUUGGGCUGGGGACUAGAGGGGGUCCACAGGAAAUCUCUGGCUUCAUCUACUGAGGGCAGGGAGACCUGGGGACAUAGAAGGGCUCUGCAUCACCUAGAAGGGAGGCAUGGUCACCUUUCCUCAGAAGUCCAGUCUUGUCUUCUUGGACUUGACUGAGUUUUGCUUCCAGCCCACUGGAAAUUUGGCCUGUACCACAGGAUCUCACUUGAAGGAGGCUGAGAUGAGGCUAAUGGUGGAUUUAGGGACCUCCUGGAGACUUCUGAAACAAACCACUCAGCUCUCUGCUCAGGAAACUAAAUACUGUGUCUCAGGAACAAGGUUGACAAUUACAUUCACAGGAGUCCCAAGAAGGUCCGUCAGUUUGUAUUAAUGCUGCAAUUGAAGCAUGGAUAGGAAGAGUGGACAAUUUCCUAUUCACAAAUCAAUGAAUACACAGUAAAUUUGCACAACGUACUGCAUUCUACUUCAGGGUAUCAUUCCCCAAAUGAACCUGUCUGUCGGCACACUGUUGACUGGCUAGCUCAGGGUGUCAUUCCCCAAAUGAACCUGUCUGUCCGUACACUGUUCACUGGCUAGCUCAGGCUCAGCCAUUAGAUGCUCACAAUCUGGUUUUCACAGCUUCUCCCUUGAAGCAUUUUGACCAUUUCUGAAAUGAAGUCCAACCACUGUAAAGUGAAUGCUGUGGUCAGUAAUCCCAUCAGACGCUCUGGAGCGGCCGCUGGAGUACCACCUAGGUAGGCUGUGCCUGGCUACUGUACCAGAGGUGUUCCCAGAGGCACCUAUCGAUCCCUGCUUUGCAGACAAGUUUCUCAUGCCUGCCUGUGCCAGGACAUUGCCUUAACCCACCACCUGAUUUGUUGGACAUGGAGUCUAAUUCCCACUGCAGAAUUAGAAGCCAAGUCUGACUAGACAGUGCCUCAGGGGCUGUCACCUUGCAACAGAUAUCCAGAUACCAAAGCUAGCAACCAGGUGAUAAAUCUUUCUACACUCUGUCCCUGUGUUUUAGCCGACAGGCUACGUUCUUUGAGUUUGUGAACUACACCUGGGCAUAGCCACAUGGAACCAGAAUUUUGACAGGAAAGCCUCAUUCGCAAAAACCCAUUUCCUGUGCUUAGAUGACAUGGUAGCUACGUUUCAUAGUUGAGGACCCUCCCCCCCCGUCAAUGUUGUACAAUAGAAUGUAAAAUCCUAUGAAUGUAUUUCCUUAGGAAAACUGUUGUAAAAUUUUUUUUUAUUAGGAGAGAAUAUUUAUUUAAUACUGAACUUUGACCUACUUUGUGGUACUACAAAGUCCACAUCUGUAUUUUCUUUAAAAUAAUUUUAUUACAGUGUUCAAUAUACUAUGUAUUACUGAUCUUUUUGUGAAAGAAAAUUUAAAGAUUUCAUCAAAACUAGAAAUAUAUUUUGAGAGGAUAAAACUGUGUAUUAAUGUUGUGAACAUAAUCAAGUUGAACUUUGUUUAAUUCUGAUCACAGCAUAAUGUGCCUUAAAAUGCCCCUCCGAUGCAUUGGGCAGCAUCUGUACAGGGAACAACAUCAAAACUGUAGUGACUGCUUAUCUAAAGUCUAUUAAAAAUAUUUCAAGGCA